Tyto alba (common barn owl) is the source of this 451-nucleotide messenger RNA. RefSeq names its product high affinity immunoglobulin epsilon receptor subunit gamma-like. Gene Ontology annotation, molecular function: IgE receptor activity. NCBI's taxonomy places the organism in Eukaryota, Metazoa, Chordata, Aves, Strigiformes, Tytonidae. The transcript has 5 exons. The record is from RefSeq and is a predicted model, not a curated record. Gene Ontology annotation, cellular component: Fc-epsilon receptor I complex. Bases 43 to 315 code for a protein of 90 amino acids. Gene Ontology annotation, biological process: cell surface receptor signaling pathway.
AGCGCAACAGCCCCAAGCUGCCGGACCCUGCUCGGCGCGGCGAUGGGCACCUGCCUGCUGCUCGCUGCCGCCCUGCUGCUGCUGCGGACCCCGGCGGCAGAAGCCUUGAUGGAGCCGGAGCUCUGCUACAUCCUGGACGCCAUCCUCUUCCUCUACGGCAUCGUCCUCACUGUCCUCUAUUGCCGCCUCAAGUUCCUGACCCACCGAGCGCUGCCCAAGGGAGCCGGCACGGAGCAGAAAGAAGAAGCCAUCUACACUGGCCUCAGCAGCGAAGGCCAGGAGCUGUACGAAACCCUCCAGACCAAACACUCCUGACCCCGUCCUGCCGCCACACCGCAGCCGCCCCUCAUCCCCCCCUCUGUCCCCAGCAGCUGAGGGGACCCCCCCUACCCCCCUCAGCCCCCCCCUCCUGGGACUGUGAUGGAGAAAUGAAGCUUUUUCCUCCUGGAAA